AUAUAUUGGGUUUCACCAUUGUCUUGUUUCGUCGUCGUCUUCUUCUUCUUCUUCUGUAAGUUUAAUUUUCUUUUUCUUUUCUUUUUUGUUUUUAAUUUUUGAUAUUAAAUAGUUAUGGAGGAAGACAACGUAUUUGUCGAAUAUGAGAUCGACUGGAACGAUCUUUUCACGGAAUUGUUGGAUCCAUCACCGGUGGAGACUUUCUCGAAUCCCUUAUCACCUGAUGUUUCGGUGUCUUCAUGGGCGAUGAAUAUCGAGAGUCUGUUGAUGAAGGAUGAUAAUCACGAUCUAGAGCCGCUCAAUCAGCAAUCGCUCGACGAUUUUUUUUCAGAUAUACUCGCGGAUUCGCCGCCUCCUGCAGCUUAUGCGAAGGCCGUUGACGACGUGGCAACUGAUAAAGAUUCUAAUGUUUCUGAUGAAUCUGUUCCUGUUACCUCUGAGGAGGAAGGGAAGCUGGUCCACGAAGGAGAAAAAGCCAACGACAAGAACAAUACCAGUGAAAAGAACACUAGUGAGAAUGAUUUUGAUGAUGACGCUGGCGCUGACGAUCCCAUCUACAAGAAACGGAGAAGGCAGUUGAGAAAUAGGGAUGCGGCAGUUAGAUCGAGGGAGAGGAAGAAGAUGUAUGUGAAGGAUCUUGAAAUGAAGAGUAGGUACUUAGAAGGCGAAUGCAGAAAACUGGGGCGGUUGCUUCAGUGUGUUGUUGCAGAAAAUCAAGCUCUUCGUCUUAGUUUACAAAAGGGCAAUGCAUUUGGUGCAUCCUCGGCCAAGCAGGAGUCUGCUGUGCUCUUGUUGGAAUCCCUGCUGUUGGGUUCCCUGCUUUGGUUCCUGGGCAUCAUUUGCCUGUUUACCCUGCCCACACUAAUCCAGACAACUCCGGAGUUGUUUCCACUGAAAAGCGUGGAAGAGAAAGCUCCAGGAAAUCCAGCUCCAAGAGGAGCAGGAAGUAAAGUUUUGAUAUCCUCUCUAUUUAAAUCUCGGAGAUGCAAAGCUUCAAGGACAAGGAUGAAAACAAGAGAUAAUAUUCUUAGAGGUUUGGUAUUAGACUUCCUUCACUAGUGCCCAUAUCGAAUUCUUUUUGUAUGAGGGAAGGGUGAAUGUUGUAUAACUAGGAACAAAAUACUAGGGAACGGUAUUCAAUGCUAGAGAAGUAGUCGCCUGUGCUGCUAUCAAUAAGAACUAUGAUAUGCUAUCCAACUCAGUUCUCUGUGCAUUGGUUUCAAGUUAUUUUUGUAUAAUAAUAUUGAUGAUUUCUUUUUUGGGUUA
Mangifera indica (mango) is the source of this 1266-nucleotide messenger RNA. RefSeq names its product bZIP transcription factor 60-like. The record is from RefSeq and is a predicted model, not a curated record. Gene Ontology annotation, molecular function: DNA-binding transcription factor activity. Bases 115 to 1059 code for a protein of 314 amino acids. Gene Ontology annotation, biological process: regulation of DNA-templated transcription. The transcript is spliced from 3 exons. NCBI's taxonomy places the organism in Eukaryota, Viridiplantae, Streptophyta, Magnoliopsida, Sapindales, Anacardiaceae.